This is a messenger RNA of Tachyglossus aculeatus (Australian echidna), 4478 nucleotides long. RefSeq names its product HEAT repeat containing 6 (gene HEATR6). The annotation marks the transcript as partial. The transcript has 20 exons. NCBI's taxonomy places the organism in Eukaryota, Metazoa, Chordata, Mammalia, Monotremata, Tachyglossidae. The record is from RefSeq and is a predicted model, not a curated record.
AGGCCUCGGCCCCCGCCCCCGCCGGGCUCGGGGAGCGGGUUCCGUCGCCUGUCGGCCCGGAUGGGCGCGCUGCGGCCCGCCGACAGCAGCGCCGCCCGCACCGAGCUCCACCUCCUGUUCGACGAGCUCAUCUCCGACAACUACAGCGAGGGCGGAGGCGUCGGCGGCGGGCCCGAGGAAGUUUGCGCUUUACUUGUUCAAGCCUGCCAAUUAGUGCCUUUUAAUCAGGAGCACCUCGUCAGCAAAGUUUUUCAUCUUAUUCACCAUUUGCUUAAUAGAUUGCAGGUGAUUGUCGACGAACAGAACUUGGAUUUCCUUAUGGCCUACACCAUCUCCGCGUUUCAGCAGUGCAGCUCUUGGACGCACCUAGAAAUCCUUCAGGCUCUGGCCACCCUCGUCUACUACAAUGGCCCUAAAUGUCAGAAGUUCCUUCCGGACUUGCUGGGUGAAACUGGAAUCUUGAUCAAGUUGACUGAUUCAGUGCAAUCUGACCCCGAACUCAUGAGGGCCGCAGUGCAUUGUGCGGCAAACUUAUGUCUCAGUGUGCCAGGACAACCGUAUUUGGACGAAGCUUACAGAAACGUCUGCUUCCAAACUUUCCUAACUAUUUUACAGUCUUCAAAAGUCUCUGGUAUGGAUGAUAUCCUCUUUUGCAUGUUGUUGCAGAAUGCAAUGAAAGGUAUCCAGUCCCUCCUGAAUGGUGGGAAAAUGAAACUUACAGAGACCGAUCAACUUGGGUCUCUUCUUGCAGUGCUCAAGAAAUACAUGUUUCACGGACUUCCCGGACUGAAUAUAGAAAUGCCUGCAGUUUUAUACCCUGCUCCACUGCCUCAGUACGACGGGAGAUCACCUGUCAAACAAGAGCAGUCGGAGUCAAGCGGUUCGAGAACGACAGGGAGCAAAAGGAAAAAAGCAAAAGCGAAACAAAAGAAAGGCCACUCCGGGGAAGAAGCGAAAGAGGAAGCGGAUGACGAGGCGGGAGCCGAGCCGAACUGCGGCCUGGAAAAAUUGAAACUCCACGGAGGGGAAGGCCAAGGGGCCGCUUGCUUGGCUUCCCAGCAUUUGCUGCUAGAAGGAAACAGGCCUGCAGGGAAGGAUCGCGGCUCUUCUUCCUCCUCCAAUUGGAAGAGGAUCAGCAGCAGCGAGUCAGAUUAUUCCGAUGCCGAAGGCGGUAUGCAGAGCAAAAUGAGAUUUUACCAAGCCAAAGUUCGCCAAGGGGCAUUAACCUGUUUCCUCUCCACUAUCAAAUCGAUAGAGAAGAAAGUUCUCUAUGGUUAUUGGUCAGCCUUUGUGCCCGAUUCACCUGGAAUAGGCAGCCCGCAAUCUGUGUCCUUGAUGACGAUUUCCUUGAAAGAUCCUUCUCCAAAGACUCGUGCCUGUGCUCUUCAAGUUUUGUCAGCUAUCUUGGAAGGCUCAAAGCAGUUCCUUUCCGUUGCCGAAGACACAAGUGACCACAGAAGGGCAUUUACGCCCUUCUCUGUAACCAUUGCUUCCAGCAUCCGAGAGUUACACCGAUGUCUUCUCUUAGCCUUGAUGGCCGAAUCCUCCUCUCAGAACAUCACGCAAAUAAUUAAGUGCCUAGCGAAUUUGGUGUCCAAUGCACCAUAUAACCGUCUGAAGCCCAGCCUGCUGACUAAGGUCUGGAACCAGAUCAAACCUUACAUUCGCCACAAAGACGUUAACGUGCGGGUGUCGAGCCUCACGCUCCUGGGGGCUGUGGUGUCCGCCCACGCUCCUUUACCCGAAGUGGAACUGCUUUUACAACAGCCCAAUCCUUCCGUCUCGAGUGGCAGCAGCGGCCCUGCCGCUUCCCAUCACCUCAGCUCUCCCUACCCGCCGAGGAGCAACCCCCACGGCGAGGCUCAAGAGAAGACCCCACAGACCUCGGCAGGCUCCUCGUCGGAGCCCUGCUGGCUUCUCCGCCUCUGCGUCUCCACCGUCGUGCUGCCCAGGGAAGAUCCCUUCUCCGACGGGGAGACGAGCUGUGCAGCCGGAGGAGGGCUGGAACCGUCCCCCGUUCGCCUGGAAUCUUUACAGGUGUUAGCCCAUCUCGUGAAGGGCUAUUUUCCAAUGGCUCAAAGCUACUUGAUUGAGCUUGGCGAGGUGGUGUGCAAAUGCAUGAAAGAAACCGAUCCAUCCAUUCAGCUUCAUGGAGCAAAGCUCCUAGAGGAACUGGGCACGGGCUUAAUACAACAGUAUAAACCAGAUUCUACUGUGAGUUCUGAUCAGAGAGUACCUGUGAACUUGGUGGUGAUGUUUUGGACAGCGAUGCUGAAUGGUCCGUUACCUGGGGCUCUUCAGAAUUCCCAGCAUCCUACCCUCCAGGCUAGUGCCUGCGAUGCCCUCUCGUCUAUUCUACCGGAGGCCUUCGGCUGUCUGCCGAAUGAUGGGCAGAUCCUGUGCAUCACUGUGCUGCUGGGAUUAAACCACAGUAAGAAUCCCUUGGUGAAAGCCGCUGCCGCCCGGGCCCUGGGAGUCUACGUCCUGUUCUCGUGUCUAAGGCAGGAUGUGAUGUUUGUCGCAGAUACCGCCAACGCAGUACUGACGUCUCUUCAUGACAAGUCUCCAAACGUCCGCGCCAAAGCAGCCUGGUCACUGGGGAACCUGACGGACACCUUGAUUGUCAACAUGGAGACCUUGGGCCGGAGUUUCCAGGAAGAGUUCUCGGGGCUCCUGCUGUUGAAAAUGUUACGGUCAGCAACCGAAGCAUCCAAAGAUAAGGACAAGGUGAAGAGCAACGCAGUCCGGGCCCUGGGCAACCUGCUCCAUUUCCUCCAGCCCUAUCACGUAGUGGAGCCCAGGUUCAAAGAGCCCAUCGAGGAGGCCGUCCAGGCCCUCAUCUCCACCAUCCUCAGCGACGCCACGAUGAAAGUGCGGUGGAAUGCCUGCUACGCCCUCGGAAACGUAUUUAAAAACGCCGCUCUGCCGCUCGGGACGGCCCCGUGGACCGCCCAGGCCUACGGGGCUCUGACGUCCGUGGUGAAGUCCUGUAAGAACUUCAAAGUGCGCAUCAAGUCGGCCGCGGCCCUGUCCGUCCCCGGCCGGAGGGAGCAGUACGGCUCCGCCGAGCAGUACCGCCUGGUGUGGGAGGCGUUGGUCACGGCCCUGCAGAGGAGCGAAGACACCCCCGACUUUCUGGAGUUCAGAUACUGCGCCAGCCUCAGAACCCAGAUCUGCCAGGCCCUGCUUCACCUGCUGAGCCUCGCCCGCGCCUCAGAUCUGCCGGCCAUCCAAGCCACGGUCCGAGAGGACGGCCCCGUGGUCCGAGCUUACGUCCUGCAGCACCUGAAGCCGGGGGCGGAGGGAGCCGGGCCCUCCUCCCCCCAGGAGAGAGGCGGCUCGUUGAAGAGGGCUUUGGAGCAUAUCCGCGACAUUCAGGAACAAGUAGCAAGCAAGGCUAAAAUUACCACGGUGGCUUACCUAGAGGGUAUCCUGGCCACCUGCGGCGACACGAUCGAGUCACGAGCGGCUCCUCAGUAGAAGGCGACGGCAGCUUAUCGAGGGGGAGAGGGGCAAACUGAAGAGGACGAGAAAGAAAAACGUCCCAAGGAGGCUCACUUUAGCCGUCAAAAUCCGCGUGGAGCCAAGGCAAGAACGUCGGGGCAACGUGAGAGCCUCUCUGAAAUGUCACCUUAAUUCCAAAGGGCCGCCUCAAGCAGCCACCUGACGAGGGGCCACGCUCCACGGUGACGGUCCGCGGUGUUGGAAGCUCGUCCUCCUGGGUUCCAGCUCCCGUGGGGGGCGGGGAGACGGGAGACGUUCGAAGGCAGCUGCCUGUAGACCAGAAUCCCAGCAGAGUGGGAGUGGCCCAGCGAGCUUCCCCUGAGCCGUGGAUUGCCACCAGUGUUUGAUUUUCCUUUUACAUUUGACUCCCUGAAAUCUAGAGGGGAAGAAGCACAGAUUUCGGGCAGGUAUUCCAACUCACUCCUCUGCCAGCUCUCUUCUUCUGGGUCCUCGAGCCGCCUCCAGCCACGGCCGGUGGACGGAGUCUGGGCGAGGAGGCCCUCAGAGGAGCACCCCCAGUGACCACCAUCCAGGAGACAGGCUGAAAAACCCUCGGAGAGGAUUCAGCCGAAUGGGAGGGGGGUGGAAAAGCCCCUCUGGUCACUCCCUCUGGCUGGAAGACAGGUGGAAGGUUUCCAGAGGGAGCCCACAAAGUCCUGGGGGUUGGGAAGAAGGAAGGAAUCGGGAGGAGGGACCUUAGGUGGGGAAAAGAGAAGGUGAACCCUUGCAAGAAACACACCAGGAAGAAAGGGCUUGGAAAAUUCCCACAAGCACAUCUCCACACAAUCACACGCACACCCACAAAAUCGAGCCAUUUCUGCCAAUUUUCUCAGCAUGAAAUGAGGUGGAAUCAUAUUUCAAAUGUGCCAUCGAGUCCCAUAUCAUACAAUGCCCCCAGAUUCACAAUUCGGACAAUCAGUGGUAUUCAUUGAGCGCCUGCUGUGUGCAGUCCACUGUAUUAAGCACUUGGGAGA